This is a messenger RNA of Fragaria vesca subsp. vesca, 489 nucleotides long. Its product is annotated as probable LRR receptor-like serine/threonine-protein kinase At1g12460-like. Bases 1 to 489 code for a protein of 162 amino acids. The record is from RefSeq and is a predicted model, not a curated record. Lineage: Eukaryota; Viridiplantae; Streptophyta; Magnoliopsida; Rosales; Rosaceae. The transcript has a single exon.
AUGAGCACUGAGAUUGGCAACCUGCAGUCUUUACAGUCCCUUGAUUUAUCAAGAAACCAAAUAUCUGGCUCAAUUCCACCAAGUCUGCUGAUGAUUUAUGGCCUAGGGUAUUUGAAUUUGUCAUACGACAACUUGUCUGGAAAAAUUCCAAUAGGAACUCAGGUCCAAAACUAUGAUGCCUCUUCGUUUGAUGGAAAUCCUCAGCUUUGUGGAAUUCUGCUUGAGCUUUGUAAUUCGAAGGGAACCGAUCAACCAAAUGGCUCGAGUGAUCAAGAAGAUGGAAAUGAUGAGCUCAUCACUCAGGGGUUUUACAGAUGUUUAGGAUUUGGAAUUUUUGUUGGGUUCUGGGGUGUCUGUGGGAGUUUGAUAUUCAAGAGGUCAUGGAGAUAUGCAUACUACAACUUCUUAAAUGCUAUAAUUGAUUGGCUUUAUGUGAGGGUAGCUUUGAUGAGACGGCAAUUAAAAGAUAUGCUUAAUGGACAAUCUUAA